Molecule: messenger RNA, 2896 nt
Organism: Alligator mississippiensis (American alligator)
Lineage: Eukaryota; Metazoa; Chordata; Crocodylia; Alligatoridae
Gene: TICAM2
Product: TIR domain containing adaptor molecule 2
Exons: 2
Coding region: 117-803 (228 amino acids)
Biological process (GO): positive regulation of cytokine production involved in inflammatory response; positive regulation of myeloid dendritic cell cytokine production; positive regulation of canonical NF-kappaB signal transduction
Molecular function (GO): protein kinase binding
Source: RefSeq, a predicted model, not a curated record
GCCAGAAUUCCAGUAGAGGAUCUUCCCAGAGUUCGCAGGGACAGAGGAAAAACAUCCUCUGUUGUUCAUAACCACAUCAGUCAAGAGAAUGGGAAGAAUAGAUGCCAGUCAUAUGAAUGCACCCUCUUCGGACAUUUCCAUUUAUCAUAAUGGGCAGCACUAACUCCAGACAAAAUCCUCCACCCCCAUCAAAUAACACCUGUGAGGGUAACAAUGUGGAUACAUGUCAGAGAGACUUGAAACAAAACUAUGAAUUGUAUGACCUGUCUGUUGAAAUAGAAGAGCCCUCCACAACUGCUUCAGAAAUCCCCAACAGUGAUGAAGAUCCUGAGGAUGUUUUUUACAAGUUUGUGAUUCUGCAUGCUGAGAAUGAUAUAGAUGAAGCCAUCCGAGUCCAGCACCUGCUACAAAAUAAAUUUUGUGUUAAACCUGGAAUAAUCUUUGCAGAAAUGCCUUGUGGGAGACAUGUCUUAGAAAACUUAAAUGAUGCUGUGAAUGGGUCAGCAUGGACUAUUAUAUUGUUGACAGAAAACUUCCUAAGUGAGGCUUGGGUUGAGUUUCAGUCUUAUACUUCCCUGAUCAAUGCUCUUAACAAACAGCAUAAAUACAACUCUGUCAUACCAGUAAGGCCACUGAAUAAUCCACUUCCAAGGGAGAAGACUCCUUUGGUCCUGCAGACCAUUAAUGCACUGGAAGAAGACAGUCCUGGCUUUGCUAAACAAGUAGAGAAACUUUUCCAGGAGUCUAAAUAUAGACAACAGCAAGCAAUAUGGAAGACAGAAAAAAUGAAAGAGAGGAACUAGCUGUUGUUAUGGUAGAAGACACAUGCAAAGACAGAUACUUAGACAAUCAUUGUGGAACAGAAGGAAUAGAAUUUACUUUUAUUCUUAUCAGAUGAGAGAAACUUUUUUUUUUUUUUUUUUAUACACACACAUAUUAGCCUACAUGAGACAGGCCACUUUCCUGUCCUGACGUACUACUUCUCCCUACCCCUGUCUAUUUUGUCUUUAUACUGUAAGGUCUGCCUCCCUUUAAGACUGUACAGUUCCUCGCACAUUGCAGUUACUACUGGAAGCAGUAUAGUACUAACGGCUGCCACUGACAGCCAAGAGAAAUAGUACAGGAUCACAUCCCAUAAAGAGGCUUCUACUGUAACUGACCCAGAAAUAUACAUAAAUUAGCUGUACUAGCCACUAUGAUGGAACCAGAGAGCUACAUUCUGCAUUCUACAAAAUAUAUGCUGCCAAGUUAAAAAAUGGACAUCUCAAAGUGUGCAGACAUUCAGUGUUUAUCAUAUUUGCAGUUGUUAAAUAGCAGUUAUUUUUAGGUGCCUUUAGAACUCAUGUUAAAAUGGAUGUAAAAUUUAAUAUAACCAUUUUUUUAAAUUACUCUGGAAGGGUUUUUUUGGUUUCUAAAGAAAAUGCAGAAAACUGGCAAACUGGUACAUAAAGAACUUGACUGAUGACUACCUAACAAGCGUGUGUGCCUGGGAGUUAUGGUGGUACAGAUUUAAAAAAAUUAGACUUUUUUGUUUGUCAUAGGCUCAUAGUCUGUAUUGACUCUUGUCCUACUUUUGUAUUAAGCACAUUCCAGUGCUAGUAUAAUGUGCUGUACAACAAAGUAUUCAGAAACUCAGAUGACUAGUGUGUAAUUAAAGCUAGAAACUGAAAUGUUGCCGGGGUGGGGUGUUAAAGUAGUAUUCUGUAUGGAAACAAGUCUGGCAAAGACCCCACUAUUACACUACUGUGGCCUGUCCUGUUUACUUGCAUUUGCAUCCUAAGGGCUUGUGUUCAACCUAUUGUUCUAUAUCCCACUCUCAGUGAGUGAAGGUAAAGCAGUUAAAAGAAUUAUGGCUCUACUGCUAAGCAAUACAGAAGCACAAGUUGAAUAUGUGGGAUUAUGUUUAAAGUUGACUACAUAUUCCUGAUCCACGAGAGCUGAGGAGUUGUUGCCAUGACUAUUGCAAUUGUGCAGGAGAAUCUAUUUUGCUUGCAUGGAUCUUAAAACACUCGGUAACCAUCAUCUGUGCCUUUUCUUCUUUCCACAGGUCCUGAAUGUCAUGUUGUAAUACUGCCUGUCUUGUUUUAAAAGAGGUGAUGGUAUGAUCUGUACUAGCAGGAAUGAAAGAAGGGCAAAAGAGGAGGAAAAAAUCUCAGGAACUUUUAGAAUAAGAUUGGUGUGUAUAAAAAGCCGUCUUCUUCCCUACAACAAACAAUGCUCAAAAUCUAUGUUUAGAGAUAAGCUGGUACAGAUUGAAACAUAGAGAACAAAUGCAAUGAUAAUAUUUAAAACAGCUGACAUUAACAUUUGAAAAAUCAAUUCUGGAUAUGCCUGUGUAAGAGUGGAAGGAUGAUCUUGUGGUUAAAGAAUGGGACUGAGAGUCAAUUCCUGGCUCUGCCAUAUCUGCCUGUAUGACCUUGGUCAUAGGAGCAGAUUUUAAAAGGUAUCUAAGCACCUAAAAGAGUGCUCAGUGAAAUUUUCAAAAGCACCUAAGUACCAAACUCCCAUUGAAAUAAAUAGUAGGUUUGGAGUGUUGUUGCAGUCAUGAUGGUCCAUUGAAAUGCAUGCAGUUUCCCCAUUAGACACCUAUCUCCAUGUUCAGGCACUUAGAUACCUUUAAAAAUCUGUUUGUUGGCUCCUGUGACUCAGGUUUUCAUCUCUUAGGUAGGAAUAGUACUUCCUACUUCAGAGGCUUUGUAAUGCUAUGUGCACUAGUAUGCAUAAAGUUCUUCUCUGAUGGAUGAUACACAAAGGGAAUUUGGCACUCAAGUAUUUAGUGUGUAUAAUUAUAUAUUUUAACUGUCUCUUGCAUAGAUUCCAACUGAUAGAUUUUAAUUUUCCUAUGCAGUGCCUGUAAAUACUGACAUCAUAAUACUAAAACUCUAAUUAUCACAAA